AUGGCCUCCCCUCUAGCCAUUAUCAUGGGUUACCAUGAUCACAGCGACGGCUACCUGUCCGGGGACGACAACGCCAACAACGCCUCAGCCGUCCGCCAAGGCUCGCCCGCCCGCGAGCUUCCCGUCGCCGCCUCCGACAGCACCUGGGGUGCCGGCCACGCCGUUCUGCGUCCCCAUACCCAGAUCCAUCGCCGUUGCGGCGCCUGCCAGAUGCCCUUUCACCAAUACGACCGCAUGCUAGCAAUCACGAGGCGAGGCGGCCGUCUUCAAAUCUAUGAUGCCCAAACCGCCACCGCCCGCCCCUUCGCAAAGCAGUGGUACAAGGUCCAGGCCACCUUUUGCAAGCUCCUCGGCUGCACCACCUGCCAGAACAGCGAUGAGAGCGCUACCGUCCACGUCGACUGCUUCAAGCUCUUCGUCCGCGAGUGCGCGGCCCCGGACAAGAUCCACCGCCUCUGGCUGGCCUCGGUCGUCAUGGAUCCCUGGCUGCAAUGCCAGGACACCGGCCUGCCGUACAGCUUUCAAGAGCGCAUGUCCAGCCAGGAUGCCGCUCGCGCGUGGAACUUGCCUGCGGUCGCGCGGCUACCACUCGAGAUUUGCCUGAUGAUCGUCGCCCAAACGCGCAACACCCUCUCCACUCGGUACAUUGCUGUCAUGAGCCGCGCCCGAGAGCUCACCCAUGCCACGGCACCGAGCCAACCGCCUGUAUCCAUGGCCCUUACCGAUAUCAAGUACUGGGGUCGCGGCAUGGCUUGGCCGUUGCAGGUCCCGCAAGGAACCGAGGAUGACCUUGUCCGUGUCACUAUCGACUCGAGCGGUAUUCAGCAGAUUGAGCGCCUUGAUAAAAUCAGAGAGCCUAUGCACUCCACCUACCUCCGCAAGCUCUUUGUAGUCGAAGAAUCACACAAGUUCACAUCGGUCAAGGCGUCGGUGGUCACUGUCGUCUGA
Cordyceps fumosorosea ARSEF 2679 is the source of this 948-nucleotide messenger RNA. RefSeq lists its product as hypothetical. The transcript has 3 exons. The record is from RefSeq and is a predicted model, not a curated record. Bases 1 to 948 code for a protein of 315 amino acids. Lineage: Eukaryota; Fungi; Ascomycota; Sordariomycetes; Hypocreales; Cordycipitaceae.